Molecule: messenger RNA, 2962 nt
Organism: Gadus morhua (Atlantic cod)
Lineage: Eukaryota; Metazoa; Chordata; Actinopteri; Gadiformes; Gadidae
Gene: txndc16
Product: thioredoxin domain containing 16
Exons: 19
Coding region: 297-2846 (849 amino acids)
Source: RefSeq, a predicted model, not a curated record
AAACAGGAAGCAGCACACGGGGGAAGGGAACUGUUUUCGUACUACAUAUAAACACACAGCUCUUGCAAAGAACGGUUUAGUUAGAGAUGUUGUAUACACUAUACACUCAAGGUGUGUCGAUGCAUGUUCGUAGUACACAUAGCUGAGUGAUACUGGGGGUUAUGAAAAUGCCACACAAUUGACCCAAAUGAAUGUUCCUCGGAAUAGUACCGAACAAUAUGCGGUGCUCCCCAACCGCACUAACAAUCUCCUCAUAACUCUUAAAAUAGUAGAUUAACUAAGAAGCGCUGGUAGCCAUGGUGUGGGUUUCGAUGCUGGCCGCGGUGCUGUGGCUCUGGACGGAGUCCGGACGCUGCGAUGUGCAGAACGGAUCACAUCUGGUCGAAUACUCCGCUGAGGGCUUCUCUGAGAAGCUGCAGUCCGGGAGCACUAUGUUUGUGUACUUUGGGCAUCGGGUCUCCCCCACCAUCUCCCUCUUCCUAGUCCAGCUAGACAAGUCCGCGGAGGCCCUGCAGGAUUAUGGGAUAGUGGUUGGCAAGGUGAACUGCAGCCUGGGGCAGCCGGCCAAGUUCUGCACUGGAGAGCGGCUGCUGAAGAAGGUCUACCUGUUCAGGAACGCUGAGCUUCUGAAGAGCUUUGACGUGGACUCAGUGUUCGACAUCAACGCCAUUGUGGCUCACGUCUUGUUUGGCGUCCUGUUUGACGAGGUGCGCUACGCCCAGUCCGUGGCCGACCUGCAGGCCCUGGAGCGUGCGGCGUGGGGGAGGAGCGACGUGGUGCUGGCCUACGUCCAGAUGCUGGGCACGCAGGAGCACCGCUCGCUGAUGGAGACGGUGUUUGUGUACGGAGCCAAGCACCAGUUCGUCCUCACUACCGGGGGACCCCUACUGGAGCAGCUGGGCAUGGACCCGGGCCGCACAGCGGGGGUCUGGUUCCUCCACUGCCGGCUCCUCCCGGGCCCGGCCGGCUCGGGGGCCCCCGACCCACGCUGCCCCAGGACCCCCAUGAGGCGGCCCCUGUCCACCCUGGACCUCCACGGGUUCCUGCGGCUGAUGGAGGCCCCCCUGGUGACGGAGGUGCGUGAGGACCCCUCCUCCGUCCACCCCCACCAUACCCUCCUCCAGACGCCCCAGCUCUUCCUGUUCUCCCGACCCAGCACCGAGCACCCGGACCGGGCCGUGGCCACCACUUUAGCCUGGAGGCUGCGAGGCCUGGCCCUGCUGAUGCUAGUGCACAGAGAGAGUCCUGCGGUGAAAACACCUGAGGAGUUCAACGUGGCCUACAGGCUUCCAGGACAGGGCUCAGGGGUCAAGUAUCUGACCCUGACCAACCUUGAGGAGGUGGUGGGGCUGUUCAAUGCCCAGGAGAGAGCUGGGGGGCACGAGGAAGAGGAGGAGGAGGAGGAGGAAGAGAGAGAGCAUGCAGAUGACUGGUCGGAGCUCGACAUGUUGGACGACGAGGUGGCCGAGUCGGUCUUCAGGAGCCGAGGCGUCUCAUUGGACAUGGACGCCGUAACGCUGCUCAACAGCGACAACUUCCUCCCUGCAGUAGCAGAGCACAGCCUCACGGUGGCACUGUUCUACCUGAAAUGGGACGCUGUUUCCAUGGCGGUCCUUAGUAAGUUCAUUGAGGUCGCUGACAGACUUGCAGACUCGGAGGUGGCCGACGUUCAGAUGGGCGUGGUCGACUGCGGGGAGUGGACCGACCUCUGCGCCGCUCAGCCAAUGGCCGCCGACCGCCCGUACCCCUUCCAGCCAAUCAGGGCCUUCCCCAGCGUCCUGCUGCUCCGCCCCCAGGAGACGGCCCAGCGAUACAGAGGCAUGCUGGGUAGCGAGGCGCUGCACCGGUUCAUCCUCAUGAGCCUCGUGCCGUCCCCACUGCUGCUGUCCACGCAGGAGGAAGUGAGGUCGUUUCUACAGGAAGUGCCCGGGUCAGACCUCUCGGCCUGCAAACCGGACCGGGUCCUGGGACUGUUUAAGACCACUGCGGACCCCCGCGCAGCAGUGUUCAGUGCGGCGGCGACGGCGCUGAGAGGCGAGGUGCUAGCCGGCAUGCUAACGGAUAGCCUGGCAGAGAGCUGGGCUGCCGGCUGCUCACAGAGCCUGUCGUCACCGGAGGUCCUGUUAUACAAGGCGUCCGACGCCUGGGCGCCCGCCCCCCCUGACCUGCUCCGGCCCCUCCCCCUCCCCCUCCCGGCCUCGGCUGAAGAGCUGGUCGCCCUGGUCAACGCUGCGCUGCUCCACCAGAUGCCAGAGCUGACGGUGGCCAACCUGCCGUCCUACCUGGCCCUGGGCCGGCCCCUGCUGCUCCUCUUCGUGGGGAGCGAGGAGGAGGAGGAGGACGACGACGAGUGGGCGAGGAGGGAGACCCAGGCGGUGCUGCGGGAAGUGAGGGCGGCGGCCGGGGGCGGGGGAGAGGGCGGGGCCGAGGGCUACCUGCCCUGCUGGAUACACCUGGGCCGUACCCCCGCUGGGGUCUCCGUGCUGCGGACGUACCUGGGCUCCCUGCCCCCCCUCCCCGCGCUGGUCCUGUCCCAGCUGCCCAGCGGGGAGCUCUACCACUACCCCUCCCACGGGCCCAUAGUGGCGCGCUCCGUCCUGCACUGGCUGGAGGGCAUCCGGGACGGGACCGAACCACCCACAGGAACGAUGGGUGAUGACGGGUGGCGCCCCGCCGCCCCGUUGUACGACUUCCUGUCCGUCAUGGACCACGAGGCCCCUGGCUACGCCCGGCCCUCCUCGCCCAGGGUCAAGACGGGGGAGGGGGAGGAGGGAGGCGGGCGGGAGGGGGGGGGAGGAGAGCGGGAGGCCCAACCCUCCCGUCCGCCGUGGCACUCUGAGCUCUGAGACAGGACUGUUUCUAUGGGGCUAUUUCAUCUAGUGUUACUGGGGCCUUUUAUGGUCAGGACGGGGGAGAGAGACAGGGGAGAGAGACAGGACAGGGGAGAGAGACAGGACAGGGG